AUGGCAGCUUCUUCCAAACCGACAGAUGAAAAAACCGAUCUCUACAACCGCAAUUUGACGAGUCGAAAAUAUGCCCUUUUCGGAAUGACAUGCUCAAGUAUCUUCAGCUGCCCAUGCAUCGUUGCAGGCACCAUCACUUUAGCCAAACGCGGAAUCUCGGGAGUUACUGUGGCCAACUUCAGUCCUCGGGAGGGGGAGAUAUUGGCCCUGACGCUUAACUUAAUCCCUCAGAGUCUCGGCUUCGUUUCAACACCAAUCUGGGCCUCCCUCAUCAUAUGUUCUGGUCUUGAAUCGGAGAGGGCCUCAUCUGACUGUUUCUGCCUCGCCAUUUUUUGGUCAGGGGGUGGUGCCAUCGCAGGGUUACCUCUCCUCAUUUUGGGCAUUGCACUCCUCCUCCAGGUGAUGAUCGCAUUGUCAGGGAUGCGGGCCGUCAAAAUAUUGACGUGGAGCUCCUCACCUUUCGACUUGACCGCCGCACUGGUCCACCACAUGCAAUUGACCCCGUUACUAUGCGGUCCAUGCGUUGUGCCUGACCUAGACACCAUCCGGAAAUUUGUUAUUUUUCUUUGGGUGACCGUUGCAGCAUGCACUGGAUGGGCCGCACUCGUCAUGUAUAUCGGGGACAAGUUCGUCAAGAUGAAAACAUUGUCUAACAAUCCGCUAACCCCACACACGUGGUCGUUCUUGCCCAACGAUGCGCUAUCCACUUUUAUCUCGUAUGAUAUGCCUGGUGUCAAUGACACUAGGGUGUGGAUUCUGCUCUUUGUCAAUAUAGUAGUUAUCCAGGGGCCAUUGACGCUUGGGCUACAUUUCUCGGAGCUCAUUGCGAAUGUCAUUCGAGACGAGAGACAGUGGAGAUGCGCUACCGGAAGGAAGGGACUUAGAGCCGCGACGAACCCGUUGAAGACGAUUUUCACUCAUCCAAUUUGUCUCGUACUUUUCAUCGCGAAGCCUUUCCUGCCGCUGUUUAUAUUUGCCUGUUUCUUCACUUUCGUCGCACUGCGCCGACCGCGUGGCUCCCAGCCGGCUGCAUAUGGUCACGUUCAGACGCUCGCCAACCUCGUGGACGAGUGGUCGCCUGUGAUGUGGUGGGGACACAAGGAAGACGGAAUCCCGUAUUGUCAUGCUGGGACGAGCGAGCACCCGCUGCCGGAUGUGAAGAUGGACUGCGUUUAUGCUGGCUCCGGUGAUGGGUUUCUAGUACCCCUCUCGUGA
Messenger RNA from Suillus subaureus, 1215 nucleotides. RefSeq lists its product as uncharacterized. The coding region runs from base 1 to 1215 and encodes 404 amino acids. The record is from RefSeq and is a predicted model, not a curated record. Lineage: Eukaryota; Fungi; Basidiomycota; Agaricomycetes; Boletales; Suillaceae. The transcript is spliced from 5 exons.